Molecule: messenger RNA, 4998 nt
Organism: Chiroxiphia lanceolata (lance-tailed manakin)
Lineage: Eukaryota; Metazoa; Chordata; Aves; Passeriformes; Pipridae
Gene: AGAP1
Product: ArfGAP with GTPase domain, ankyrin repeat and PH domain 1
Cellular component (GO): nucleus
Molecular function (GO): GTPase activity; GTP binding; GTPase activator activity
Source: RefSeq, a predicted model, not a curated record
CGGGGAGCCGCGGGGGGCUGAGGAGGCGGCGGCCAGAGCUGGAGCGGGCGCGGGUCCGGGAGUGCGUCCUCGCUCCGUCCAUGGGGCGGGGGGCGGCCGUGCCCCGCCCCGCCGGGCAGUGACAGCGGGCGGCGAGGCCGGGCCGCCGGGGCGGGGGGGUCCGGGCUCGCCCCCGGCCGCGGAGGGGCCGCGGCGGCCGCGCCAUGAACUACCAGCAGCAGCUGGCGAACUCGGCCGCCAUCCGCGCCGAGAUCCAGCGCUUCGAGUCCGUGCACCCCAACAUCUACUCCAUCUACGAGCUGCUGGAGCGCGUGGAGGAGCCCGUGCUGCAGAACCAGAUCCGCGAGCAUGUCAUCGCCAUCGAAGAUGCCUUUGUAAAUAGCCAGGAAUGGACACUGAGCCGAUCCGUCCCGGAGCUGAAAGUGGGGAUCGUGGGUAACCUGGCCAGCGGCAAGUCCGCGCUCGUGCACCGGUACCUGACGGGCACCUACGUCCAGGAGGAGUCACCCGAAGGUGGGAGAUUCAAGAAGGAGAUAGUAGUUGAUGGACAAAGCUACCUGCUGCUGAUUAGAGAUGAAGGAGGCCCUCCGGAGGCUCAGUUUGCCAUGUGGGUGGAUGCUGUUAUCUUUGUCUUCAGCCUGGAGGAUGAAGUCAGCUUCCAGACCGUGUACCACUACUACAGCCGGAUGGCCAACUAUCGCAACACUAGUGAGAUCCCCAUGGUCCUGGUGGGAACACAGGAUGCCAUAAGCUCCACUAACCCCCGGGUCAUCGAUGAUGCCAGAGCCAGGAAGUUGUCAAAUGACCUCAAGAGAUGCACCUACUAUGAGACCUGUGCCACGUACGGGCUCAACGUGGAGAGAGUCUUCCAUGACGUUGCUCAGAAGAUCGUGUCAACCAAGAAGAAGCAGCAGCUCUCGAUCGGACCCUGCAAGUCUCUGCCCAACUCUCCGAGCCACUCCUCCGUGUGUUCUGCCCAGGUCUCUGCCGUGCACAUCAGCCAGACCAGUAAUGGAGGAGGGAGUUUAAGUGAUUAUUCCUCCUCUGUCCCAUCAACUCCAAGCACCAGCCAGAAGGAGCUGCGGAUUGAUGUUCCUCCCACUGCCAACACUCCAACUCCUGUCCGUAAACAGUCCAAGCGCCGAUCCAACCUCUUCACGUCUCGGAAAGGGAGUGACCCAGACAAAGAGAAGAAGGUCCUGGAGAGCAGAACAGACAGCAUUGGAAGCGGCCGCGCAAUCCCAAUUAAACAGGGAAUGCUGCUGAAGAGGAGUGGCAAGUCUCUGAACAAGGAGUGGAAGAAGAAGUACGUGACGUUGUGUGACAACGGGGUGCUGACCUACCACCCGAGCUUACACGACUAUAUGCAGAACGUUCAUGGGAAAGAAAUCGACUUGCUGAGAACCACUGUGAAGGUCCCUGGGAAGAGGCCACCCCGAGCCACGUCAGCCUGUGCACCCAUUUCCAGCCCCAAAACCAACGGCCUCUCCAAGGACAUGAGCAGUUUACACAUCUCGCCAAAUUCAGGGAACGUGACUACUAGCACAUCUGUGUCUCAGAUGGCCAGUGGCAUCAGUCUGGUGUCCUUCAACAGCCGCCCGGACGGGUUGCACCAGCGCUCCUACUCGGUCUCCAGUGCAGAUCAGUGGAGCGAGGCAACAGUCAUUGCAAACUCUGGCAUUAGCAGUGAUACGGGCCUAGGAGACUCUGUGUGUUCCAGCCCCAGCAUAUCCAGUACGACGAGCCCCAAGCUGGACCCCCCCCCUUCCCCUCACGCCAACAGAAAGAAGCACCGGCGGAAGAAAAGCACAAGCAACUUCAAAGCUGACGGGAUCUCGGGCACAGCUGAGGCCAAACGCAAAGCUUGGAAACUAAACCGUGUUGGUAGCCUGCGAAAUAUAUACAGCAGCAGCAGCACCAACACCGAAGAACAAGAAGAAAACUUUGAGUUCAUCAUCGUGUCUCUCACCGGCCAGACUUGGCACUUUGAAGCCACCACGUACGAGGAAAGGGACGCCUGGGUCCAAGCCAUAGAGAGUCAGAUCUUGGCCAGUUUACAGUCGUGUGAGAGCAGCAAGAACAAGUCCCGCCUGACCAGUCAGAACGAGGCCAUGGCCCUGCAGUCCAUCAGGAACAUCAGAGGCAAUUCCCACUGCGUGGACUGUGAAGCACAGAACCCUGACUGGGCCAGCCUGAACCUGGGAGCCCUCAUCUGCAUCGAAUGCUCAGGUAUCCACCGCAACCUCGGCACGCACCUGUCGCGGGUGCGCUCCCUGGACCUGGACGACUGGCCCAUCGAGCUCAUCAAGGUGAUGUCGGCCAUCGGCAACGAGCUGGCCAACAGUGUGUGGGAGGAGAACAGCCAAGGCCACAUGAAGCCCUCCUCAGACUCCUCAAGGGAAGAAAAGGAGCUCUGGAUACGUGCGAAGUACGAGCAGAAGCUCUUCCUUGCCCCGCUGCAGUGCCUGGAGCUUUCUCUGGGCCAGCACCUCCUGAGGGCCACAGCCGAGGAGGACCUGCGGACGGUGAUCCUGCUCCUGGCCCACGGCACUCGGGAGGAGGUGAACGAGACCUGCGGAGACGGUGACGGGCGCACGGCCCUGCACCUGGCCUGCCGGAAAGGGAACGUGGUGUUGGUGCAGCUCCUCAUCUGGUACGGCGUGGACGUGAUGGCGCGCGACGCCCACGGGAACACGGCGCUGGCCUACGCCCGCCAGGCCUCCAGCCAGGAGUGCAUCGACGUGCUCCUGCAGUACGGCUGCCCCGACGAGCGCUUCGUCCUCAUGGCCACCCCCAACCUGUCCAGGAAGAACAACAACCGGAACAACAGCGGCGGCAGGAUGCCCACCAUCAUCUGAGGAGCUCCCUCGUGCAUUCGCUGAGUUACAUCCGCAGCCUCACAUCCCUCCAUCCCCAUCACGGCUCCGCUCUGUGAGUCUGGUAACUCUCCUUUUCCCUUUUCCCUUCGGUGCACCCCUGUCCCAUCCGGAACGCGGAGAGCGCGAGGGGAUGCGGAGGAGCCCGGGGGGCUGCCGGGAAGGCCGUUGUUUCAGUGACAGCUCCGCAAGGACGGGGACGAGCGGGCGAGGGCGCGCGGGUUGAGCGGGACACGCCACGCGUGGCACCGGGACCAUGGGAGCGCGGCCGCCCCGGAGCAGGGACACGGAGCAGGGACACGGAGCAGGGACACGCGGCCUCCCGGCGUGAGGGAAGGGCGGAGGGAGAGGCGAGCGAGAGGAGGAGGAAGGAGAGCCGGUGACUUCCCGUGACUGACAGUUAAGCACAUCAGUACAUUUCACCUCUGCCGAGCGCCGCGCCUGGAUUCCAUUCUCUUCUCUGAAGAGCUUGACGGCAUAAAUCAGAAGCAAGCACAGAGUUUGUCAGGUUUGAAGCUCCUAUGAUGGUAUGUGUCAAAUCAGUUGUAGCUAAUCUGUCCGGGGAGAAUACUGGCUUCAUUACACUUGUAUAGUUGAGUUCUUCCAGCAUUACCGCUGUUUAAUAGAACAUGAUUAGUCAUCACGGAGAAAAAAGCAUAUUAGCUGAGGAGGUAGUUACAUGGCACGCUUCGGUGAUUGCUUGGAUGUGAUUGCAAUAUUCUUAGAAGCAUCAUAUUAUCUCAGACAUGUUCUUUCAAGCCCUUGGAGCCCUCCUUUCUAAAUUCACUGUCAUAAUUUAGUAUCUGUUUAAUUUUUCAGUCCAAAGAGAGGAAAUGAGUUGCUGAGUGUUAUUUGACUGCAGUCUCCUUGGUGUAAAAACAAAAUGGAAAAAAUAAAUAAGAGUAACUCCGAAACACAAAAAGGAAUAAUGAAUAGCGCUAUGGAAAAAAACAUUUCAAGUACAUUUAGUGAAAUUAAUAAACGCAUUAAAGGCUAAUAUUUUUUUUUUCAGCCAGCAGAAAUAGGUUCUGUCAUUUUGCCAAGGUAAAUUGUGUUGAGUUUUUGGUCACUCCUGUGAUGCAUUGCCUAACUUAUACAGAUUUUUGUAUUGUGUCUCUAGAUUCUAUGUAUGUAAAAUCUAUUUGAAUUUUAAAAAAACAUAAAUAUACAUUGGAUUUUUUUUUUUUUGUACAGAAAAUGACAUCUCUGUUAAUUUAUAAACUGUAAUGGAUGUGAACUAAAUAAUGUGCAACUAGUUAGGAUCUGUGGGCUACAGGUCAUUGUACAUCGAUAAUAUCCCCAGCAGUGACUCUCGUUUCCAAAGCCUGCGAGGAACAUAUCAGGAGGAGAUCAGGGCACACUUGGCAUGGAAAAAAAAAAAAAAGUGUGUGAGACCUUUUAGAAAGGAAAAAGAGGCUGUUUCUUAGCGCUGUAAAUAUAUUUUAGCCCAGAAGUCAGGAAGCUUUCACAAGCCAAGACAAAAAGCCGUGUUGUGGCCGGGGGAAGAUCAGGUUUGAUUAAGCUCAGAAUUGAUAGCCUUCAGCGGGCAGGGCACGGCUGAGCUCCACUCCCAACCUGGCUGCUUUCGGCAAGAAAAAUGGCUUGUGAAAGUAGCCUGGACAGUUCAUUUGAAUCCCAGGUUUUAAUACUUGAUUGGAUUAUUUUGGUCUUACCAGGCAGAUCCCAGCUUCUGCCGUUUUCCCAGUAGUGGGAUUCUGGCACAGGGAAGCAGCUUGCAGGGGUUUUGGCAGGCAGAAAAGUGAUUUUUUUUUUUUUUUUUUGAAGUGGCAUACGGCAGUGUGAAGAUGGGGGAAGGGUAUAUCACGGAGAGAGUUGAAAACUCAACUGAAUUCUGUGGCAAAGGAGCAAUUAUGUGAAGGCAGUGAGGUGCACACAGCAUAGUAAUUUGCAAAUCUACCUGCUCGGAUGUCUUUCCCAAGCCUUCGGUGGUGCUCUUCCUUGGGGCUCUGGAUUUCACUCAGCACACAGUGGCAGGAGCGUGGCAGUUGCCGAGUAAACUCCAUGUGGACAAAAUGCAAAGGGAAAAAACAUGAUCUGGUUGUCUUAAGGAAAAAAAAAAAACAAACAGAAAAUUAUGGAUUUGAUGUAAAUUAUUAGAUUG